UUUAGUUUAUAAACUUAUUUGUGUUUUAUUAUUGUUGAUAGUAUCUUUAAAAGUGUACCAACUAUUAUUUUAUCUAGUCUUAAACAUACCUAUUUUAGUUUGCGGGCAAACUGAGUCCAUGACGUUCGCUAAUGUGCCAUAAAAAUCUUGAUGGAUGACUCUUUGUUGUGGAAAUAGUGAUUUUUGGUGCUUUAAAUAAGAGUUGUUCAGCGAAAUCGUUUGAAAAACAUUCGCGUUAUAAUCAUUACACGUCUCGAAUGUGAUAUAUAUCGAAAUUUAUUUUCUUUUAAGAAAUCCCGCCAUAAUACUGCAAGUGAUUUUUUGAUUGUUUCGUAACAUAAUUUAAGCUAUAACGUUUUUAAAAAUGGAACAAUUGCUCAACUUAAGCGGGAAAAAUACCAGCGCUGAUGUAAUACGCCAUCCGUAGAGUCUAAAAAGAUUCCAAUAAGAAGAAAAUAUGUCAACCUUGCAAGACAGUCAGUCCUUCUGGAAUAUUUCUAGUGAUAAUACAAAUUUAAAAUAUGAAAAAUGUCGUAAUAUAACCGAGGAAAUAUAUAAGAGGAUCGACAUAACAUUUAAAAUAAAGAAAUUGGAGACAGGAACACAAAGUGAAUCUGACUACAGUGAUCAAAUAGAUAGUAAUGAACUCAGCAACGAAACGGACCUGUUCGCUUGCGACAAAAGUUCAAUAUCGAGCAGUACGGAGCUAGAAGCCCUGGAGCGUGGCAGUGCGAUGUGCGAGAAGUUCAUCAACAACAAUAACAACGAAGAAACGAAGAAGAAACCGACCACAGUGUAUAAGAGGCCUCGGAAGAGGUUUCGCAAGCGUGUCAAGAAGCAGCAACGUUCGAAGCGCGACUCGGACGGGUCGAGUGACGAGGCGCCGCUGAGCCGGGUGGUCGACUUGGACUUCAGCCGCGAGAGCCGCGUGACGCCGUCGCCGUCACACGCCGUGAUGGGCGUGCCGAAUGUGGUCAUCACACCGAUUGAUUUAAAGAAAUUCAAGCUGCCAUUACCGGAGAAGAAGUCGACGAAGAGAAAUGAACCGAAAUGCCCUACAAAAGAAUCCAAAGACAAAACUACACCGUCCGCCAUAGACAAGCCGAUGGAUGAUACGAAAGAUAUCGUCGAGAAGACGGUUAUUGAGAAGGGGAAGUCAACGGAAUGGAAUUGCUCAAUAUGCAGCUUGUCUUUUCGUGGCGAGAGAGGGCUGAGACGUCACAUGACGAUGUCGCACAUUAUAAACCCGCACGAAGCAAAGAAGUCCAACAAGAAAGAGGAAUGAACGCGUAUAGGUGAAUUGAAAAAAGAAAACCCCCUCGAGAAAGUAAAGCCUUGUUUGUUUGAAACUUUUUAGUCGAAUAUGACAUUUCAUGUUGUCGGGAGAAGUAUCUUCGUGUAAAAAAAGUGGUCCUCGAAUUGUAUGAAAUCGAGAUUAUGAUGGAGCUAGACUUUUGCAUGAACGCGUUCUAAUUGAAAAUUCAUGAGUCGAUAGGAAUUAUGAGAGAUGAGAGAUGUCUUCUACAUGUUACAUGUUCUUUUUAAUUGGAUCGUUCUUUCAUUAAUCAUGUUUAUAUUGUUCAGAAUUUUAUCUGUAAAUCUAUUCUAAAUAUUAUAGACACGAAAGUAAGUCUGUUAUCUUUACAUGCUUCAGUUUGAGUCCCCUGUCGGACAUUUAUAAUUCACCCUUUGACGGGGCGACGGUUUGUGUCCUGUACAGUUUUGUAAUUUUCUCACUGGAGAAGCCAUUUCAGUAGAAAAAAAGGUGAUUUAAAAUGAUCCCAACCAGACAGACGUUAAGGUUGCAUUUUUAAUGGCAAAUCAGUUUUAAAAGAGAAAAUGCACGUGAUAACGAAAGGAGUACGUACUCCUUUACGACAUGCCCCCCCCCCUAUUAGUUACAUGAUUAAUGGACGAUCCCUAAAUGUUAAUGUAUGUUAAGUUACAGUAUAUUCUGGUAAUUAAUCUUGAUUUCAUACUUUAUGAGGUACAGCCGUACGAGAUACUUUUCCUGACCUCCUAAACUCUAUAGUUGCUAUUCGAAUUCGAUUCAGUGUUGCUAGUUUAAAAUAAAAGUACAGUCAUGUUGAGUGUGACUUGUCGAAUCAAUCGAAAUUAGCAGUAUUAAAGAAUAUUUUAAAUUUUAUCAUCCAACUGAAUUGGAUGUAAAUCGAUUCGUUUGAUAUUUCUUCCGUAAUGUUCUACGUUUAAUUUGGUAGUGUUACCAAAACUUUAAUGUUUCGUUUCAAUGGAAUUGGUACAUGGAUUUAUUUAUACAUUUAUGAUUCGGGAAAUAUAUAAGAGUAGGGGCAUACAUAUGUAUAAUUAUACAUUUAAAUAAUUAUUAUUUUGAUCGCUUUGUUAUAUGCCGUCGGUAAUGUUCGUAAAUACGAUGUUAUAUUCUGAAAUACUGUUUAUAUAUGUAUAUCAUAAAAAUCAUUGCGUUUAUGUUGCUUUUAACUCUCUUGUACUGAGUACCGAUGACAAAAAAAUUUUUUUUUUUUUUUUUCAAUAUUAUUUUUGGUACAUAUAACAAGUAAGGUGCAGGUUUGUAGGUUAGUUGAACAAUGUUCCGUCUUCUUCUCUCCGAUGUCAACUUAUUUGUGAAAGAAGGAGAGACAAGAGUCGUGUUUUUUUACUCUUUUUCGUCUUGAUAUAUUAUCAUUUAUACUCUGUCUGUCUGUUGUUCUUUAAUCGAUAAACGGACUGAAGUCCAAAUUAAUCCGAUAUAUUUAAAUCGGUUCGUAUAUGUACUUAUUCCAUUGAAAUGUAUUAUUUUUUUUUUCUCGUCUUAUUACAUAAGAUUUUCAACUCUAUUCCGUUGUGAAUCGUGUCAUUUUUCCAUCUAGUAAGUAUAGUUAGAUAGUAGAUAGCAUAAUUCGGGGUUUUGGAAUUAUUUGGAGGGGAAAGGGGUGUGUGACUAUUGUGUGUCAUUAUGGUGUUAACUUUGUACUGGUCGGAAAUUUUUAAAAUAAUUAUUUAUACAAUAAUUGCUUUAAAUUAAUAACAAAAACCAAUUAAAACGAUAAAUUUUCUACGACUCGGAUAUAGUAUGUCCUAAAUUUCGCGCCAAAAAGUAAACUCAAGCCAUCUGACAGUGGAUGGUGUUUUUUUUUUUAAUGUAUUACACUACAAGGUAUUUAUGCAUUCGGCGUUAUGAAUAUGUCAAUGUUGUAUGGGUUUCUUUAUGGGGUUAAGCUUAGGUUCUAAACUUAGAGCUUAAUAUUGAUAUUAUCAAGAUAUCGGAAUUGUUUACAAAAUUUCUUGCCAAAAUAACCGACUGAAAGAAUUUAUCGAUUAUUCGUCAUCCACUGUACGAUUAAAUCGUACCUCAGUCGGUUACCCCCUUAAAGGCAUGAGCUCAUAGCCCAGUGGGCCAUUUACACGCCCAUGGAAAAUUUUACAAAUUCAAUAAUUAUAUUAUAGGGCUUAAGUGAUGUUUAUUCAACAUAGAUUAUACUUAUAUCCACUUGCUUAUGGAUUGUAAAGAAUCUACCACCGGUCCGGAAAGAAUUACCGAUAUGAGUACCGGCGUUAUAUUCUCGGAAAACACCAUAAUGACAACAAUAUAUAUGUGGCAGGGUCAAAAUCUGUGAUCGGUUUAGUAUGUGAUCGUAGGGUUAUGAGAAUUUAUGCUCUGUGACAUAUAUAUAUAUAUAUACUUAUGGGGUCGUUCCUAAAGCUAUAAACUCAAGAGUGAACGUAAUCAAAAUAAAGGUCAAGUAUUCCCCGUUGGAAAAUCAAUGAGGCACAAAAAAUACCGCUAACUGUUUAUCUAAGUAAAUAAAUUCUAAAGGAUUUAUCCUUGUAUUGUCACCGGAGAAGACUUGUUACGUUGAUACGAGCUAAGUUAAUUCAAAAUCUGAGUUAAGAUAUGUCAGGCGUGAUUAUUUAAAGUCGUUGCGUCUUCUUCGUUCCGAUGUCAAAUCAAGGAUGUUAGAGCGAGAUGGGGUUGGGGAAACGAAUAUCCGGCACGCAGAGGACCAUUCUUGGAUUAACCUCUAACGUCCAGUUACUAUAUUCGAGAAUCGUUUCA
Vanessa atalanta (red admiral) is the source of this 4036-nucleotide messenger RNA. RefSeq lists its product as uncharacterized. Bases 458 to 1285 code for a protein of 275 amino acids. NCBI's taxonomy places the organism in Eukaryota, Metazoa, Arthropoda, Insecta, Lepidoptera, Nymphalidae. The transcript is spliced from 5 exons. The record is from RefSeq and is a predicted model, not a curated record.